Messenger RNA from Symbiodinium sp. CCMP2592, 363 nucleotides. The record is from the annotation of a GenBank genome assembly. Lineage: Eukaryota; Dinophyceae; Suessiales; Symbiodiniaceae.
AUGACGGACCCCCUUUGGGGCCCGUACCAGGUUCUGGCCCUUGGGCACGUCCAGAGCCAGGCCGGGGUCCGUCAGCCACUGCAGCUGGAAGCGGCUGAUCUUGUCGGGGCUCUGAUGCACGAUCCACUUCCUGAGUUGCACAUGCUUCUUGUGAAGCAAGGGGAGUGGCCCUGCAGCUUUGCCGCGGCUGUGCAUGGGAAGUCCCCUUGCUUCACAAGAAGCAUGUGCAACUCAGGAAGUGGAUCGUGCAUCAGAGCCCCGACAAGAUCAGCCGCCUGCCUUCUUCGGCUGCCCUUUUUGGAAGCCGGGAAGCCUCGUAGCCUCGGUGUCCGCCCAACAGAGGCUUCCAGCUGCAGUGGCUGA